UUGUAAAUAUGGUGACUCCUGAACUUUGAGACCUGCUGGGGUCUGAUGUAUGCAGUGACUCUUAAUGUUCUGCUACAGAGUACUCUAAGUAUAUUCUAGAGCCCAGGAUUUCCUUUGUGUUUCUUUCCUGGAUAGGCAUUGUGGACCUUCAAAGCGGGAAGGAUACAUUUAUUAUAAACUGUUAACACGCGUAUCCUGUCAUUUGUUUCUGAAUAUGCAGAACAGGAUGGCGGCAGCGUCAGAGGUAGCUGGGGUUGUGGCCAGUGCCCCUAGUCCUCCGGAAUCGUCUACUGUAUGUGCUUCCAAAGCAGACGAAAGUCUCCCAGAUAGUCUAAGCCCCAAAGACCCUGCGCAGAAGCAGAAGAACUCGCCUCUGUCGAGUGUAAGUAGCCAAACGAUAACCAAGGAGAAUAACAGAAAUGUCCAUUUGGAACACCCAGAGCAGAAUCCUGGUUCAUCAGCAGGUGACACUUCAGCAGCGCACCAGGAGGUUUUAGGAGAAAACUCCAUAGCCACAGCCCUUUGUCUCUCUGGCAGUGGGUCUCAGUCUGAUUUGAAGGACUUGGCCAGCACAGCAGGAGAGGAGGGGGACACGAGCCUCCGGGAAAACCUCCAUCCAGUCACUCGGUCUCUUAAGGCAGGGUGCCAUACAAAGCAGCCUGCCUCCGGGAAUUGCUCUGAAGAGAAAUCCCCACAAGCCUCCAUCCCACAGGAAGGUAGCAGGGACACAGGCUUGGAUUUCCGACCUGUGGUGCCUCCAGCAAAUGGGGUUGAAGGAGUCAGAGUGGAUCAGGAUGAUGAUCAGGAUAGCUCUUCCCUGAAGCUUUCUCAGAACAUUGCUGUACAGACUGACUUUAAGACUGCUGAUUCAGAGGUAAACACGGAUCAAGAUAUUGAAAAGAAUCUGGAUAAAAUGAUGACAGAGAGAACCCUGCUGAAGGAGCGUUACCAGGAGGUCUUGGACAAGCAGAGGCAAGUGGAGAACCAGCUCCAAGUACAAUUAAAGCAACUUCAGCAAAGGAGAGAGGAAGAAAUGAAGAAUCACCAGGAAAUAUUAAAGGCUAUUCAGGAUCUGACAAUAAAGCGAGAAGAAACAAAGAAGAAGAUAGAGAAAGAAAAGAAGGAGUUUUUGCAGAAGGAGCAGGAUCUGAAAGCUGAAAUCGAGAAGCUUUGUGAAAAGGGCAGAAGAGAAGUGUGGGAAAUGGAACUGGACAGACUCAAGAAUCAGGAUGGUGAAAUAAAUCGGAACAUCAUGGAAGAGACAGAACGGGCCUGGAAGGCAGAGAUCUUAUCACUAGAGAGCCGGAAGGAAUUGCUGGUAUUAAAGCUAGAAGAAGCAGAAAAGGAGGCAGAGCUGCAUCUUACUUACCUCAAGUCAACUCCCCCAACACUGGAGACAGUUCGUUCUAAACAGGAGUGGGAGUCAAGACUAAAUGGAGUUCGGAUAAUGAAAAAGAAUGUCCGGGACCAGUUCAAUAAUCAUAUCCAGCUAGUGAGGAACGGAGCCAAGCUGAGCAGCCUUCCUCAGAUCCCCACUCCCACUUUGCCUCCACCCCCAUCAGAGACAGACUUCAUGCUUCAGGUGUUCCAACCCAGCCCCUCUCUGACUCCUCGGAUGCCCUUCUCCAUUGGGCAGGUCACAAUGCCCAUGGUUAUGCCUAGUGCUGAUCCCCGUUCCUUGUCUUUUCCGAUCCUGAACCCUGCCCUUUCCCAGCCCAGUCAGCCAUCCCCGCCCCUUCCCGGAUCCCAUGGGAGAAAUAGCCCUGGCUUGGGUUCCCUUGUCAGCCCCCACGGUCCACACAUGCCCCCUGCCGCCUCCAUCCCGCCUCCCCCAGGCUUGGGCGGUGUUAAGGCUUCUACUGAAAGUUCCCGGCCCCAACCAGUAGACAAACUGGAGAAGAUCCUGGAGAAGUUGUUGACUAGGUUCCCACAGUGCAAUAAGGCCCAGAUGACCAAUAUUCUUCAGCAAAUCAAAACAGCACGUACCACCAUGGCAGGCCUGACCAUGGAGGAAUUGAUCCAGCUGGUAGCUGCACGGCUGGCAGAGCACGAGCGGGUGGCAGCAAGUACUCAGCCACUCGGUCGGAUCCGGGCCCUGUUCCCUGCUCCACUGGCCCAAAUCAGUACCCCGAUGUUCUUGCCUUCUGCUCAAGUUUCAUACCCUGGAAGGUCUUCACAUGCUCCAGCCACCUGCAAGCUGUGUCUCAUGUGCCAGAAACUUGUCCAGCCUAGUGAGCUGCAUCCAAUGGCCUGUACCCACGUGCUGCACAAGGAGUGUAUCAAAUUCUGGGCCCAGACCAACACAAAUGACACUUGUCCCUUUUGUCCAACUCUUAAAUGACGGACCUGACUGGGGAGGAAGAAGAGGAGAAACUGAUGUGAACAGGAAGCGCGGGUUCAAGAUUUCUAAAACUCUAUAUUUAUACAGUGACAUAUACUCAUGCCAUGUACAUUUUUAUUAUAUAGGUGAUGUGUGUAUAGAAAGUCUGUAUUCCGAUGUUCGUAAAUGAGAGUAUGUAUAUUAUGCAGAAAUGUCUGGUCCCCCUCCUCUGGCAGUUCCCUUGGGGGAUGCAGAUUGCAGGGAAGAUGAUGUUGAAUUUGGCCUUGAAGUUUUGCUAUCCCUGCCUAGGGCUAUUUUCAGAUACGAUAUAAAAACCAUCUAGGAAGCCGCUGUCGCUCUACGGCCAUCCCGCUUUGGUGUGGCUCAGCCUGUAGUCCAUUUCCUUACGGCUCAUGUAUGCAGAUUUGAAGCCUGGUGCUCACCCGCUGUCGAACCAGAUGCCUUGCUUACCGAAAGCCUCCGAAGCCUCCGUACUGUUUAGCCACUCUACCCCAAACAGAUAAAAUGAGACUCUGAUUGAGGAAAAAAGUGUAAACCUAAUAGCUCGACUUUUCAUUGAAUAUUUUACUGUGUUAACGCUCAUUAUUUAUACAUAGACAUUAGGUUUACAGAAUGUUAUUUUACAUCAGUGAAAUUCACAGUCCAAGAAUAACGACAUAACCAGGUCCCAUUUCCCCCACAGCUUCUGUCCACUCUACUUUCUGGGUGGAAAUUAGCACAACGCAUAGGUUUUCCUGGGCCAAGCCAUCCCUUGCUGCCACUGGCUUGGCUUCUUAUCAGGCUAUAGCAGGCCAACCUUGUGGAGUUCUCACCCCUUCCCGCUCACUCCCAUCUCAUCUAGCUAACCCCCCUCCCCCCUGAAGGUUAAGGCAGUUGGUUCACAACCAAGUUGUUUGGUGACCUUGGGUGAGCUCCAGACAGGCACUCGGGUGAGGAGAUGUCUGUGCAACUUACUUGCAGAAUGGAAUGCUGGGUUUUAAGUUCUGAAGCAAGGAGGCUAUGGGGGAUAUGAUUCCUGUCCUGGGAAAAAUGGAGACCACAGUGAUGUGAAGAAAGGAGACUGAGUUCCAAGUUUAUGAAUCAUCUGUUCUGUGGAGAGCUCUCUGGAACUAGCUCAUUUUCCACCUCUGCUUACUGAGCACUUCUGGGUUUUAGGUUUUAUACCGGGGAAUGCUAAGACUCUCUUAGAGCUUUUAAUCUUUUCCUAUCCUUUUAUCUUUACUCCUAAAGGAAAUGGCUUCAGCUCCCUUCUCUUUUGGAAUUAAACAAGUAAAGGCUAUGUGUUAAUUAGAAGUAAAAAUGGACUCCAGGGGAAGUCACCAUGUAUUACCAACAACUGCAUCUUUUCCGUUUGGAGACCUGGAAAUGCUUACUGCUACUCGCAAAAAUACCAGGAUGGCAAAGACUUGUCCUUUCAGACCCAACUAAAUUCUCUCCUCUUUGUUUUUAUUAGUGUUUCUUUCUUUGUCUUUCAUUUUUGCCUCUCAGCUCAUGGACAGAUUCUUUUUUCUCUUGCCUUACUCGCCCAGGCUUACUGACUAGCGUCUGUUUAGGGAGCUGGACCUCCUGGGGCCACCUUGGCAUCUUACAGGUGAAUGGAAUGGCCUGAGUACUGUUCUUUAGAGGUCAGAUGACCCGCUUCCUCUGGUUAAUGAAGUUUUACUGUCUCCAGUUUGGUUUCUGUUGUGAACAGGAAAAGUGGCAAAAUGGAUGAUUGAUUCCUACAUUUUCAUUUGGGGGAGUCAUAUCUUAUAACCCUAAGUUGCCUCACUUCAACUUGGCAGCAGCUGGCCACUUGCAGUGUUCUUUUUAAGCACCCCCUGAAAAUUGAGAACUUGGAAAUGGAUAUAAAGAAAAUUGUGUCUUUUCCAACCAUCUCUGAAGCCAAAGGAGUAGAGGGGGAGAAAAGGAAGGAUGAGGAGGGGGCUUAACUGCUUUCCAGUAAAAGCCCCUGGAAAGCCGACUCUAGCGGGAGGAUACGUGUUUUGGAGAGUUGUGCAUGGGAGCGGGGGCCUUGUCAUUCUU
Tupaia belangeri chinensis (Chinese tree shrew) is the source of this 4366-nucleotide messenger RNA. RefSeq names its product ring finger protein 214 (gene RNF214). The coding region runs from base 215 to 2341 and encodes 708 amino acids. Gene Ontology annotation, molecular function: ubiquitin-protein transferase activity. Lineage: Eukaryota; Metazoa; Chordata; Mammalia; Scandentia; Tupaiidae. The transcript is spliced from 14 exons. The record is from RefSeq and is a predicted model, not a curated record.